AUGGACGCCGACAGCGUUGUGGAGGCCGUGCUUGCGGCGUCUGCGCCCGAGACUCCUCGUGAGGCCCGUGAGCGCGCUAACGCGUUCAUUGUCAGCUUCCAGGACACACCUGGUGCCGCGGGUAUGGCACCUCUGCUGCUGAGCCAUACGGCCGAGCCCGUCCGUCUCUUUGGCCUCACCCUCCUCAACGCCACAAUCUCCUACUCAUGGGCUUCCAUCGACCAGCAACAGCAGUCACAGCUCAAGGACAUGUCCAUUGCCCUCAUCUCCGGCGAGCUUCUGGAAGCGACGACGCCUGCACUGAAGCGCAAGGCGGUGAGUGUUGCGGCGGACAUUGCGGUGUACGAGUGGCCGCACAACUGGGAGGGUCUGACCCAGUUCAUCUACUCGCUCGCUACCGAGUCGGGCGAGGCCGAGGCCAUGGAGCGGGCCGUCCUAGCCUUUGGUGCCCUUGGCGAGACCAUCGGUCUGCUCUCGGGCCUCAAUGCCAACCUUGAUCGGAUCACUACCUCGCGGGCUAAGCAGUUGAACAACUCGUUCGGCCUCCAGGUUCCGGAUCUGUACCAGUUUGCUGUCUCGGUGCUCGAGGCCCAGCUCGGCGGCGCCAGCGCUGGCGACCAAGCUGCAGCCGCCUGUGUCGUCGCUGCCCUGGACCUCUUCCGGGUCAUGUUCCAGUACUACUCGGUUGAGCCUCUGAGCAGCGAGAUCGGCGAGCAGGUGGUAGCCUUCCUUGUCUCGGGCCUCUCGUCGCCGUUCCGGACGGACGUGCUGCGUGCGCUGCAGGCGCUGCUGCUGCGCAACCACGUGACCGGUGAGGGUGGCGUCCUGCGCCUCUUUGACGGCCUCCGCGAGCUGUUUGCUGCGCUAGUGGCGUCGAACGAGGCCAUCUCCGAGGCAACCAUCUCGGCCGAGCACGACUUCCAGGUCCAGUUUGUCGACGUCCUUGUCUCGCUCGGCCUGUUUGCGCUCCGGGCCGCGCGGCGCCUCGGCUCGUCGACCAAGGCCGAGCUCAAUGCCAUGCCUUCGUCGUUUGGCCUCUACAUCCAGAACUGUGUCGAGGUGGCGCUCACCCACCCGUCGCUCAGGGUCCAGGCCGCGCUCAUGCCGCUCUGGAUCUCAUUCCUCCGCGAGCCGCUCCUCGAGCCCGAGGCCAUGAGCUCGCUCCUCACCGCCCUACUCGAGCUAGCCACCAACCUGCUGACGCUGUCGAACCCGCUGCUGGGUGAGGCGCCAAACGCCACCAUCGCCACCCUCGACUUUGACUCGGAGGACGAGGUGAAGAAGGAGGUGCGCCGGAUCCGCCGGCGCGGGCAGGCGUUGAUGCGUGCCAUCACCCGGCUCGACGGCCCGCUCGCUAUCGACUACACUGCCCAGUUUAUCCAGUACGUCUUUGAGGGCGUCCUGCCCGAGUCGGGCCACAACGACGGCGCCAACUGCUCUAACGAUCACCCGGCGUGGAUUGCGCUCAACGGCGCAGGCCUCAUGCUUGGCUCGGUCCUCUCCGCGAUCUCGCAGCACUACCUCCGGCCGCUGGUCGCCGCUACCGGCGGCGCCGAGACCGAGGCUCGCCUCCUCGCCGUCAUGUCCGAGUCGCAGGUCCGGUCGUAUCACGCCGAUUCGGCGUCCGAGGCCCAGGCCCGUAACUCCGUGGUCGACACCCUCGAAGGCUUGCUCCUUGGCGUCCUUGCCUUUUCGUCGACGUCGCCGCACAUAGCCGGCCGCCACCUGGCCCUGCUCGAGGCCUUUGCGCCGUAUCUCUCGAUCCACACUUCGUCGGUCUCGGCGGUCUUUGAGCACUGCCUGCAGUUCCUCACCUUCCGGCUCCCGGCCGAGGAGUCAGUCUCGCUCGACGAGCUGUCCGGAACGACGACCCAGCUCCGCGACCGCGCGGUUCACGCGCUUGUUGCGCUUGCCAUCGACGCGGGCAAGCCGCUCCUGCACCACCUCAGCUCGCUGUGGGAGGUGACGUCGCGUAUGCGCGAGGCCGGCCUGCUCCGGCGGGCCGAGCUCAUCGGCCUCUAUCGCGCGGUCCUGUUUAUCCUCUCCAAGUCUGCCGACGGCGAGCUGCAGACCCGGGUCAUCAACUCGAUUCUGGACCCGAUUCUCACCGAGUGGUCGUCGGACGAGCUGGGCGAGGUCAUGGGCUCGGGUGCUGCGCUAGCUAGUGCGCUCGGGCUUGACGGCUCGCUCUCCGAAGCGUACGGCUCCGGCGUGGCGCCGUUUGGCACCUCGGCGGCGCUCACCAUCCGUGAGCGGAUCCACUUUCUGCUUGCGGUCAUGAAGGCAGUGGCCAUGCUCUCCACCAACUGGCAAGUCUCGGCGCUCGCGCCGUAUCACCAGGUCAUUCUCGGCCCGCUCUUCUCGGUCAUUUCGGCGCUCAACGAGUUCUACACGCCCAACGUCGCCGGCCAGCUGCCCGAGGCAUACGGCGAACUGCUGACGAUCCUGGAGGACGCGCACGCUGACGACUCGAACGAGUCCAAGCUGGGCUCGCUCUCGCUCCUCGAGUCGCCCAAGGAGCAGCUGGUCAUCAUGAAGUGGUGGCUCGUCAACACCCACCAGGAGGCGCUGUCGCUGUUGGCAUGCCUCAUGCGGUCGUCGUCGUUCUUCGAGGUGCCCGGCGUGGGCGAGGCCCUGCUCUCGACCGUCUUUUCCAACAUUGACAACAUCCCGGUCGCCGUCCUCUGCACCCUCAUCUCGGACGUGAUGGCCACGCUGCGGCGUAAGGCGCCCGACGAGCUCAAGCCCGACAUUCUCUUCCCGGUCAUCAAGCCGUUCAUCGAGUUUGUGCAGUCGCGGCUCGACACGGCGUGGGUGGCGCUUGCGUCGGACUCGGGCCGCGAGUCGGCCGAGGACGCCAAGGCCGAGAUUCAGAUGGAGAACGAGCUGCGCAAGGCAACGCUUGCCUUUGCCUCCUUCCUCCGCGGCCUCUCGUUCCGCCUAGCAACCGUCGGAUCGACCGAGGUGGACGCGCCACUCGAGGCUCAGUUCCUGGCCUCGAACCUCGCGUCCGAGUUUGCCAGCGCCGCCCUCAACCUCCUCAAGUGGCCGCUGCCGGCCUCGAUGAUUAUCGGCUUCCUGCUCUGUGAGCGCAUGGUGCCCAUGUUCUCUGCAGACGGCGAGUUCUGCCAGUUCCUCGCCUCGGAACUCCUCCCCGCCAUGCUUCACAGCGCUACGCUUGUCGAGGACGAGACCCACAUCCGCAAGGUUGUCGACGCCAUCCACCUUGUCUACUGCACCCUUGGCGAGAAGAUGGACGACAUGGAUCCGCUCCGCUCGGUCUUUCUUCAGCUCAACGGCCUCGAGGCCGCCAUCGCCUCGGGCCAGCUCACCCUCCGCGGUCAGGCCACCAUGUGGCGCAAGCUCUUGUCCCAGAUCCUCUCCUCCAACAUCACCUCUGCCCUCCACAAGAAGGGCGGCUUUCUGGUGGAUGCCAAUGUCAUGUCCAAGUUCCGUGCAACCGCCCUCAUGCUGGGCUGGAACGAGAUCGUCUCGCUGGACGACGUCGACUUUUCGUCGCUCGUCCUGCUCUCGGCGCUGUAUCUCAACCACAAUGCCAUCGUCACUUUUCCGCUUUCGGUCUUUACCGUCCGCCGGCUGAAAAAGCUGUAUCUCAACAACAACAAUCUGGCGUACUUGCCUGCCGAGCUCGAGCUGCUCGAGUCGCUGGAGGUUCUCUCGGUCUCGGGCAACAAGCUCGUCGCCCUCCCGCCGCUGGCCGGCUUGGUCAAUCUUCAAGCGCUGUACGCCUCGUCGAACCAUUUGAUGUCAGUUCCAGAGUCGAUCGGGUUUUGCACCGAGCUGCGCGAGCUGGCACUCGAGGACAACCGCUUGCAGCAGCUGCCUUUCCGGGCUUUGCUUCGGCUCUCACAGCUUCACGACAUCUACCUGCGCGGCAACCCAGAUCUGGUCUCGCUCCCACCGGCGCUUCUGCACCACCCCACCAUGACCGUGUUUCGCCGUCAUUUGCGGACUCGCGUCCGCGCCCGGAACCAGGACCCAUGCGACUCGUCGACCGAGAUGUGGGUCUUCAAAAAGGUGGCCUCUCUCAUUGUCCGCGCCAGGACCCACCGCCCUGGCUCGGCCAUGUCGACCUACACCGACAUGUCGGACCUGUCCGAGACCUCGACUCGAACCGCAGUCGGGCGGAAGCGGACGCUUGUCGAGCUCCGGCACUCGAUCCGAAAGGCUCGCCACCGCCCGUCAACCGGGGGCGGCGGCGACGACACCGCAUCGGUCCUCUCCGGCCGGCGCAACUCACAGAUCUCGCUCUGGGGCGAUGAGGGAACUUCGCUGGGUGAUCUCUCACUGUACAUGGAGGACGCCAGCAUGUUGCGGCGUGACUCGAGCCGCGGUCGCGACUCGGCCGACCGCCGGUCGGCCAGCCGCGGCCGCUCCCGUCGCGGGUCGGUCGACUCGGUCGACUCGGUCACCGCCCUCAUGCGGGUCAACACGGUCGUCGAGUCGCACCAGUACGAGAUGAUGGAGGACAUGCGGCGCCUGAUGGACAACGCCAUGCGCGAGAACGAGAAGCUUGCCGCACGUGUCCAGGAGCAGCUCACCCUGCUCGAGGCCGAGCGCGCUGAGCGUGCGGCCGAGCACCAGUUUCUCCAGUCCAAGCUUCACGACGUCGAGAUGCAUGGCAUGGCGCUGCAGCGUGGCCUCGAACGCCUCCGCGCCCAGGUCGCCGCCGCUCACUCGCACACCUCCGAGUCGGACGACGACGACUCGGCCGCCGUCUCCAGCGUCGCCUCGUCCUCGGCGCCCAAGCGCACCACCAUGGUCCGCUUUGCCUCCAAGGUUGACAUGCACAUCCUCCCAGAUCCUGCAGGCUACAAGUCGCGCACCCCGUCCGCGACAAACCUGCACGCGCCGGCAGAGCCCGCACGCGUCAGCGUCGAGUCCGACGACGACGAUGACGACGACGACGACGUCAUUCCCUACCUCGGCACCUUUGCCAACGUCAAGGUCAUUUAGUGUCACGGCUUGCUACACCGCAGACGAGCGAUGGAUGUCAACAACGGUCGGAAUCUCACCCGACUCGAGGAGCGGCACGAGCGCGUCCAGCCCGCCGCUGCGCUUCAGCUCCCACUCCGGCUUGGUGAUCGGCACGAUGACAAGCAUGUUGAACGAGAGCUGGUCGUCCACUUUGCAGAACGCAAACUCCGGGUGCUCAAAGAGGACCGGCGGGAGGAAGAGCAUGUGGGUCAGCUGCGAGCCGGGCACUGCCGGCGUGCCGUCCAAAUACAUUGGAACCGUGUGGCCCUCGCCGAUCCACGUCCGGGUCUGCGAGAUCCACGAGCACAAGGCCCUCAUCGCGUAGAACGGCCAGUUGCUCUCGUUGAGUUCAUCACCAAGAUGCCCAGCCGGAACCCAAUCGUGCGGAAGAUACAUCAUAAACUCGACCCGCUCCA
Thecamonas trahens ATCC 50062 is the source of this 5414-nucleotide messenger RNA. RefSeq lists its product as uncharacterized. Lineage: Eukaryota; Apusomonadida; Apusomonadidae. Bases 1 to 4977 code for a protein of 1658 amino acids. The transcript has 4 exons. Gene Ontology annotation, molecular function: nuclear export signal receptor activity; RNA binding; protein binding. Gene Ontology annotation, biological process: protein export from nucleus; RNA export from nucleus. Gene Ontology annotation, cellular component: cytoplasm; nucleus; RNA nuclear export complex. The record is from RefSeq and is a predicted model, not a curated record.